AGAGAGGAAGUAGGAAAGAGAAUAAGAAGCAGUUCAGUCUCCGCUGGUUACAGCUGGUAUAAUUGAUUGAUAAACAAAUAGGUUGGUGAACAAGUAACGAAGUUAGGCUGGAUCAAGGAUCAUAACAUUAUAGAGACACCCAUUCUCUCGAAUUUAUUGUGCGCAGUGUCUUCUUACAUUAAACAUUGUAUAUCCGUGUCUCAUCAUUUCAAAUAAAUUAACACGGUUUAUUUUUCCUUGUGUUGUGCAUCCUUCAAGUCACACUUAUAUACAUCCACCACGAUUAUAUAGGACGCCCCGACUCCUCCUCUACCCUAAUAUAUUUUUCGUUACAAAAACAAUACGAUAAAAUUUUGGGAAAAAUCUAGCAUUCAAUAUUGGGCAAACGAAGUCUUUUGUCAACAUUCGGAACAAUUCAUCAAAGAUCAAUUGAUCGAAGUGAUUGCUGUUAUCAAACGUGCUGUUCAACUUGAUUCGAAUUUUGAACUCCGUCAUGUUCAGCUGAUUUCCGUUAUAAUCAUGCUCGAUUCUAAAGAUCAUGGCGGACGUUUAUUACAAAUAUUGACUGGUGAAGGCAAAUCAACUGUCAUAGCAAUGUUGGCUGUAAUAAAAGCUCUAGAAGUAAAUUAUGUUGAAGGACCAAAAAACUGUUAUGAAGCUAAUAUUGUCUAUGGAAAUUCGAGUCAGUUUCAAUUCGAUAUUUUGCAUAAUGAUUUUAGUCUAUUAAAUACACGUAAAAAUCGACCUUACGAUAUUGUUAUUAUUGAUGAAGUUGAUAGUAUGCUCAUCGAUGAAAACAAUAUAAUUGCUCGUCUUGCCGAUCAAUUGCCUAGUAUGGAAUGGCUUAAUCCAUUAUUGUAUGCCAUUUGGCAAACGAUUCAAACGAAUGCUGAUCCGAUAACAAACAGAGAUAGAAUUGUUAAAGAUCUUAAAAAAUUUCUUGGUCUUCCUGAAUCUCCAUGGAAAAUUCCACGACAUUUAGAGUGUUUUGUUGUUGGUUCAAUUCCAUGUUGGAUUGAUAAUGCUAUUUCAGCUAAGGUCGAAUAUAGACUUGAUCAUCAUUACAUAAUUAAACCCGAUGAAACACGUACAAAACGCAUUCUACCCAUAGAUUACUCCAAUACAGGCGUUAUACAAUGCAAUACAACAUGGGAUGAUGGUUUACAUCAAUUUCUUCAACUAAAACAUGGCUUAAAGAUGACUCCACUAUCGAUUGCAACAAAUUAUUUAUCCAAUAUUGGUCUAUUUACACACUAUAAAGAUCAAAUAUAUGGUUUCAGUGGAACACUUGAAAAACGUCAUUGUUCAUUUAAACCUAUUUUGACAUCAACCGAUGAUGAUUGGUUAGAUGCUAUUGUUUCAAGUACAAUCGAUCAGAUUAAUCUAAAACGAGCUGUUUUGAUUAUUUGCCAAACAAGACUCGAUGCAAAAACAAUCUUUAAAGCAUUAAGAUGUAAACAUUGUACAAAUUCAAUGCGGUUCUAUACUGAUAAUACAGAUGACAUCGAAUUGAGUGCUAUAUCAAAUCGUGUUGAGCAAAGCGAAAUUAUUGUUGCGACAAAUUUAGUCGGUCGUGGAACCGAUCUAAAAACAAGUGAAGAACUUGAAAAAACCGGUGGUCUUCAUAUUUGUUUGACAUAUUUACCGAAUAACUUACGCAUCGAGCAACAAGCAUUCGGGCGAACAUCUCGACAAGGCAAUCGAGGAACAUCACAAAUGAUUCUUAAUCGAGAUCGAGUUCUAGCCCAGUUAAUAUGUACUUAUCCUGAAUAUAUGAAAGAACAACAUGAAUCAUAUAAUGAUCCAAUUGAUUUGAUUCGUGAUUGGCAAAGUAAAGCCGAAUCAAGUUGUCUUGAUACAAUUUGGAAAGAAGAAAUUCCCAUUAUCAAAGAAAAAGAUCAUCUAUUUGAACAAUUUUGUAUUCUUCUGAAUGAAUUACGUGAACAGUACGAUAAUAAUUAUCAAUUGUCGAGCGUCAAAGAACGAUGGGGUUUAUGGCUCAAAUCAAUCGAACAUGCUCGUCAGAAUCAACAAAAAUUACAGAAUGUCAUAGAAAUAGCUGGAUUUUCUUAUAUCGAUGUGCAGCAUCGUGAUGGGAAUAGUUUUUUCAACGUUCUAUCACAACAACUUGGUGGACAAAAGAGUCCGAAUAUAGUUAAACAAAUAGUUAUUGAACAUAUGCUUAAUAAAGAAGAUCAAUAUGAAAUACUCACUGAAGAAAGUCGGUAUAUUGCAGCAAGUCAAGCACUCAAUGUGAAUAUCGUCCUAUAUCGAAAUGAUUAUGGUGGCCCCUAUGUAUACAAAUGUGAGAAUGCUAUAAAAACAUGUUUCAUAGGUUAUGAAGUCGAUACACAUUACAUUUCACUUCAACCGUUGAAUUCGAAUGAUGAAUGGAUUGAAAACUAUUUAUUGAAUAUUAAUAGCGAUUGUUCUGUCAAUGUAGAACAUUCGUUGAACACAACGAAGGACAAAGUCACUGAAUUAAUUCGCUUAUUUGUUAAAUUGAAACUAGAAAAGAAAAGACAGUAUGAAGAGUUUUUCUUGACUAAAAUUAUUGACCUUAAUAUACAAAAUGCUUUUAAAAAUUUUCAAGUUCAAAUUCAAGAAGAAUACAACACUGAUCAACUAAUUCAAAAUCCUUGUUAUCUAUUGUUGGAAUCGGAGGCUUUACUUAAUAAACAUUUUUCUGCAAAUAAUCGAAUACAAUCUAUUGCUAAAAGUGGCUUUUUCAUGAAGAAGAAAUCGGAUCCAUUUGAUAAAACUGUUGAUGUAUUGAAACGAGCCAUUGAUUUGGACCCCAUUUUUUCAUUCAGUGCAUAUGUCAAUUAUGCCCAUAUUAUUAUUCAUAAACGUGAUAACAGGUCAACCUACAAAGUCGAAGCUAAAUCCAAAUUGUUAGAGGCAUGCCAGCAAAUUGAUGAUCAUAUUUUAUCGCAACAUUACAUCAUGAAAAACCCAUCAACCAAUGGAAUCGAUGAAAUUUUUUUUGAUGAUUUCGCUCAACAAACUAACACAAAAAUUUUCAUCUUGGAAUCGUAUAAAGAAUAUAUUAAACGUGCAGUAGAAGCGAUUGAACGUUCUCAAAACUUAAUCGAUGUAUAUGCAGAUGAUAGUGGUAAAGUCUACACGGGAAGGCAUUUAUACCGUGAAAAGGCACAAGAAUUCCUCAGUAAAUCUCAAGGCAUCAUCGAUCUGAGUUUUCAUGAUUUGAAAGUAACACGUGAUAUUCGCAAGAAUGAUCAAGCUAUUCAAUUACUCGAACUUCUACCAAAGGACAAAAAUCGUGUAACAAUUCAUUUAAUGAACCCCAGUCUCAAACAAAUAAAAAAUAUGAUGUCCAAAGCGAAUCUGAACGAAGUAUGUCUGGUUAUUGAAAAUUUAGAUCAUCUUGGAAUUCUACAGAUCAUCAACAAUGAUCGGGUUGAUCUAAUGGUUACUACAUCAAAAGAACAAUAUCAAAAGAUGAUUGAGAACUUUUCAGGUAAAGUAACAUUGGCAAUGGAUUCCUUCAAACAAGAUUUCUCACCUUCAGAAGCACUCAAAUAUCUUGAAAGUACUGCUAAUAAUGUAAAUUCUAUAAUGUUGAAAUCGAUUGAUCGAGAAACAAUAAAUAAUCUUUUGCAACAAAUUGAACAAGCUAUAUUUACACUGACAUUCAAUGAUCUACCUGAUAAUCGCAUAGACACGAUCAUCACUUGUAUAUCGGAACCUUUCUCAAUUUAUUUUAAAAAUUUAUCAAAGGAAGAUGCUUCUAAAUUAGUUGGAGUCACUGAUGCCGAGAGAAAUAUGAUACUUGAUUUACAUGGAUUGACGAAACAAGAUGCGAAGAAUGUUCUUGAAAGCUAUCUUAAAAAAAUUGGUCAAAAUGAACAUGAUAUUAGAACGACGUUAAAAAAUCUAGCCGACUUAUUUUCGAAAUCGGAUCAACCAAGUGAAGAGUUGAAUGGAUAUGCAAAUAUGGGUGUUCAACAUAUCCUUCAUGUAAAGGAGCUCAAUCCGCGUCCUUGGAUAAGUACCAUCCUUUUGAGUUCUAUAGGUAUUUUUGAAAUAAUCUGUGGCAUUUGUGUAAUUCUUGGUACUACUGGAAUAGGUUUCAAUAUAGGUAUGAGUCUGGCCAUCGACGGAAUUAAUAAUAUUAUAUUUGCUAUACAAGGUACCUACUUUCGGACUAUGUCAUGGACCAGUUUUGCUAAACAGAAGAGUAUUAGCCUUUUGCUCAGCUUUGUUUCAUGUGGAAUCUCGUCAGUCGGACAUGCAGCACAUGCUGCUUUGUCUCAAACACAUAAUGCAUCGCAACUGUUUCACAAUACAUUCCAUGGGACAGUAAAUAUGGUACGACAUAGUGUUACAGGGCUUCAUCAUAACGCAGCCCAACAUGUUGCAAGCUACGAAUGGGGACCUAUAAUUAAACAAAUGGUGGCCAAAAGUACAGAAACUUGUAUAAAAACAAUUUCAGAUUCUUCGCUACUCACUACUACUCAAACAUUAAGUUUUCAAAUGAAAAAUCCUCAAAAUGAAUUUUGUUAUUCGAACUAUUUGUUAGGUGUGAUUGCUACUUUAACAAACAAACCAAUUUCUGUUAUUCAGCAACAAAUAAUUAAUGAAUCAAUUCCAGAUAUGCGCAUACCAUGUAAUGCAUUCAUUGAAGCCAAUCCAGUCUAUGCUACUGGCAUGCUACCAAUUAUUCAAAAUCGAAACAUGAAUCAAUACAAAGAAUUCAUGAUUGAAAAAUAUGCAUUCCUCGAUCAGUCGUUACUCAAUGAAAAGUCUCUCUUAUUCAAAAAAUCUAGUAGAAAUAUGGCAGAAGAUCAUGCCCAUCAAAUGAGACAUAUAAUAAAUUGGUUAACAUCGGCCGAUCCUUAUCUAGACAUUGAAUUAAAGACUUUGAAUAUACUCUAUCCUCAAGUAAAAUUAUUGGAACAAGCUGGAUUCGAAUUACAUCAUAUAUAUCAAUAUAAAAUACUGUUGAAAGAUCAAUUAAAUGCUAACGACAUAACACUCAGUGUAAUUCGUCAAAUGCUGAUUGCUGGUAACAUUGGUAUAUUGAUCUAUUGCUCAUAUCAAGGUAUUGAACGUAUUGAACGUUUAAAAGAAUAUCAAAAUGUCAUUGAAAAAUAUCUCAAUGAUGCAUCAUUCAAACUGAAUUCUGUGACACUUGAUCCGGAUUAUGAUAUUCAAAUUGAAGAAUAUAUUCCUACUAACUCUCACGUUGUGAUAAUAUAUAUGUGUGAGCAUGGAUUCUAUCAUUACGUUCCAGGCAAAAAAGACAUUCUCAAGACAGAUACGAUCUAUGAAUCGAAUAUGCCUUUAAAUCAAGAUGAUCUUGCAUGGUACAGCAUCAAAGAUGAACGCUAUAUGAAUUCGAAUGUAGCAUUAAAUACAACAAAUAUAAAUUCACUUUCUGACAAAGAAAAUACCUGUGUUGCUUCAUCGAUAUCAAGGUAUGUUUGA
Messenger RNA from Rotaria sp. Silwood2, 5451 nucleotides. The record is from the annotation of a GenBank genome assembly. NCBI's taxonomy places the organism in Eukaryota, Metazoa, Rotifera, Eurotatoria, Philodinida, Philodinidae.